AUGGCACAUGCAGGCUGGUGGCCUCCUGAACAUCACCAAGGUGUCUUUCUCAGACCGUGGUAAAUACACGUGUGUCGCCUCCAACGCCCACGGCACGGUGAACAACACAGUGACCCUGCGUGUUGUCUUCACCUCGGGGGACAUGGGCGUCUACUACAUGGUCGUGUGCCUCGUGGCCUUUACCAUCGUCAUGGUCCUCAACGUCACUCGCCUGUGUAUGAUGAGCAGCCACCUGAAGAAGACGGAGAAGGCGAUCAAUGAAUUCUUCAGGACAGAGGGCGCAGAGAAGCUGCAGAAGGCCUUCGAGAUUGCCAAGCGCAUCCCCAUCAUCACCUCAGCCAAGACCCUGGAGCUGGCCAAAGUCACCCAGUUCAAAACCAUGGAGUUUGCCCGCUACAUCGAGGAGCUGGCCCGGAGCGUGCCUCUGCCACCCCUCAUCAUGAACUGCAGGACGGUAAUGGAGGAGAUUAUGGAGGUGGUGGGCCUGGAGGAGCCAGGGCAGAGCUUUGUGAGGCACGCCCCGGAGGGCCAGGAGGCCACUGACAGGCACGAGGUAUACACCAUCCCCAAUGCUCUGCAGCGCAGUGACUCACCUGCUGCCGACUCAGACGCCUUGUCACUGCACGAGCAGCCUCAGCAGAUCGCCAUCAAGGUGUCCGUUCACCCGCCAUCCAAAAAAGAGCCUGCAGAUGACCAGGAGGGUGUGCAGUUAGAAGUCAGAGAUGAAGAGGACACGGGGCCAUCAGCCGAACAGUCCCCCGACACUGCAGAGCCUUCUACUGAAGUGACGUCCACAGAGCUGACAUCCGAGGAACCAACCCCUGUGGAGUUCCCAGGCAGGGCACUGCCACCUGCUCACCCCAACUCCACAGAGCCCACAGUGACAUGUGACAAAAACACCUGCAUUAUUUAUGAAAGCCAUGUCUAAUAUCAACCCUGAAAAGCUAUGCAUAUCAAGUAAAUCAGGGGCUGCUCCUUGAGAUACAUACAGAUGUAGUCACUCUAGCCGCUAAGCCUUACCAGGAGACUCACCCGUAGGUCGGAGUGGUGCCAUUUGGACAGGGGACACCUGCGUGCAGCUGUGAGUGGACCUUCCUGUGAGAGAGGCCAGGGGAAGCAUCACGGCACAAAAUUGGUAAUACCACAUGGAAGGUGUCCAUCUGUGUGGUGUGAAUUGCAGAGGCUGCUCAUGGCCACAUAUCUUAAUCAGCAACAUCCUCUUGGCAAAGAGGACUCUGUUGUAAGAUACCCCAAGUUCAAGAGCCCUGUCCAACACUCACUGCACUGCUUUUCCUUUUUAAAAUUACAGGUCUGCUAUGAUAAAUGCACGUACAUGGUUUUGCUGCACUUUCUUCUCAGUUUUAAUCACUUUCACUGUUCCUUUAUCUUGGACUAGUUAUUAUAUUAAUACUUGUAGCUCUUUCUGGUUUAGCCCUUUUUGUUCCUGUUUUUCUCUAGAACUUUUACUUCAGAGGCCCCAGUCUAAUACUAGUCACCAGAACCAGGACGGCGCCUGCAAGUCCCUUGCAGUGGCCCCGGGUGGUUACUAGGCUCGCUGUGACUUCCAUCCCCCCACCUAUUUUCACAGAGUGCUUUUUUUUUUUUUUUCCAUUUAUUUCCAGUGAAGCUGCUACUGUGAAACUGAGAAAAACUUUGCCCUGGAAGAGCACUUUAAUGGUUGUAUAAAAAUGCAUGUGCCUGUUUAUGUGGGAGUAUUUUGGUGAGCUCAGCUGAAGCGUAGAAGGGGAAUGGUGAGGGUUGUUUGCCCCCAUGCCACUCAUGAAAAUCGCUGUUAAUGUAGGAUCAUCCUCCAAGCAAAGGCUGAUUCUUUACCCAGAAAAUUUACUGCUUCCAGAGACAGAGGCAUUUGAUGGGCUCCUGUAAGGUAUAGAAUUCUGACUCCCAGACGGGCCUGCAAGGACCAUUUGCUGUUGGGCAGUGCCCACACCCUACUUAGGGCAGCAGACAUAGGGUCUGUGAUAUGCCCCUGUGACUGCAGGCCAGGAUGACGGUUCAGAGAAUUGCACCAUCAGAUUUCAUGCCAAAACUACUGAAUGACUAUCCAGCCCCCAGAAAGCAGGUGCAUUUGAGCCAGCAGGAUGUGUUGGAAAGAAGAUAGAACUGGUCACCUGAAAGUUAGUGCCUGGCCCAACUGUGCCAGUGCCCAGCUGCCUGUUUGGGGGCAAGGCUAGGCCUCUGUGUCCUUGUCUGUAAUACAGGGUGGGUUGGGUGAGGGCCAAGGGCCACUUCAGCAGUUUCACCCUCUCUCAGAACCAGCUCACAUGACAUCCUUGCUUGUUCUCAAAGUCUCUCAGAGGGUUUUCUCUCAUCUCCAAUUCCCACAAUUCAUGCUGUGUUCCUUACUCAGAUAGAGGUUGUGGGUCUUCUCCUCCAGGAAGUCAUUAGGACCUCUCCUGCAGUAAGAGGUAGUCUUGGUGAGGGUGAAUGACAUCACUUCCUUUUCACUUACAAGCAAGGAAGACAGGAAGCUCAGUGUCGCCGAUGGGGUGGUUACGUCCAAGGUUGCGUGGACACAUUGUUGAUGAGAGUGUAGAUGCAUAAGUAUAACCCGCACCCUUUCACCGUCCGUGGAAGUGGCCUUGGACAACUCCCUGCCUCUCUCUGAAGUUUAAUCUUGUGCUUCAUCUAUGAAAAUACACAGAUAGCACCUGAGGGUCUGCAAGAUCUCUUCUCAUCAAACGUUACAGUUUUACAGAAAGUCUGCAAUCUUCAUGAUAAACCUGGAGCAAACCUGAGAGAACAUGAGCCUGGGUGCUUCUGCUGUUCAACCAUUGCAGCAAACAGGUGUGGAGUACAUGGCCUUAAAGUGACCUUGCCCGGUUUAUUUAUAGUAGGGAGAGAGUAUGGAAGGUGACACUUCAGAUGACAGACCAGUUCCAUCAGACAGCUCGUGAAAAGGAACAUCUUCGCAUCUAGUCCGACGUGCCUUGAGUGAACCCGCAAAGAAAUCAGCAGUGAACCAUCAGGAGAAUCCAUGAGUCCUGUCUGGGCUGUCCAGACUGGGAUAUUACAUGUUUGGGUUGUAGUAGGACAGUUUUAUAUCUAGCUCUUAGAGCACAGCAUUUUUUUUUUGUUAACGCAGGUCCACACAUUUUUAGCAGGGGUUUCUACACCAAAGCAAAAAUGGGGACUUAAGCUCAUUGUUUUUGAUGUGUGAGCUUUCCCCCAUGCUACUUGGUUCUCAUUUCACUCAAACCAGAGUGCAGACCUCUGCAGAAACAGCAGAAGGUGCCGGUUUCAUCUACAUAUCCACGAGGGAAAAUCUGGCUACUGUUGAUGAAAUGAGCAGGAAUGUGUGACCAAAGAAUGUUUCCAGGUUGAUUUUUGCUUCUUUAGACUAUGGUGGGGGGAGAUGAUAACGGAUUUCGAAAACAUUCUCCCUUGUCAAGGCAUUAGAAUGACCCUGAUAACACCCACCCUACAGGGAGGUUGACUCACAAUGAUGAUUUCUCCUUGUGGAAAAUCUGCACGCUUCCUGUCCUAUCCUGCCCCCAGCAUCUUUACAAAAUCAAAGAGUCCCUCCUGCUAGAACGGGAGGUGCAGACACCUCAUGGCUCUUGGUUGGAUUUUCAGAGAUAAAGUGAACUGCCCACCUCAUGGAAAUUCAGUCAUGUGACUGACCGUGGGUGCUCCUUGAGCACUGAGCUUGCUGGAGCAGUUUUGAAAGCUGGCUGCUAAUGCCCCAGCUACGUCCCCUGAGUCUUAUGAACUCAUUCUCAAGGUGGAGUUCUGCUUUCUGAGUCAUGCUGGUAAUAUCUCUAGCAAUUUUUUUCUUGAGAGUCCAAAAAAUAAUUCACAUAUGUAUGCGUAAUUAAUUCACUUAGGUGAUUUUUUGAACUUGGAUAGUAUUUAUUCUAAAUGGGGAAAACAAAAUUUUAUAUGGAAAAAUCUAAUUUAUAAUGGUUUUGGUUUAUAGAUUAUAUUUUCAUAUCUUUAGGGCACAUCUACUAUCCU
Nycticebus coucang (slow loris) is the source of this 3975-nucleotide messenger RNA. RefSeq names its product microfibrillar-associated protein 3-like. The transcript has a single exon. The coding region runs from base 8 to 928 and encodes 306 amino acids. NCBI's taxonomy places the organism in Eukaryota, Metazoa, Chordata, Mammalia, Primates, Lorisidae. The record is from RefSeq and is a predicted model, not a curated record.